Molecule: messenger RNA, 681 nt
Organism: Phragmites australis (common reed)
Lineage: Eukaryota; Viridiplantae; Streptophyta; Magnoliopsida; Poales; Poaceae
Exons: 1
Coding region: 1-681 (226 amino acids)
Source: RefSeq, a predicted model, not a curated record
AUGCUUGGAAGCAUUGAUUGUAUGCAUUGGAGGUGGAAGAACUGUCCCACGGCGUGGACUGGUUCUUUCAGGGGCCAUGUCAAUGCACCGACUAUCAUUCUAGAAGCUGUGGCGUCGCAGGACCUAUGGAUUUGGCAUGCCUUCUUCGGAAUGCCAGGUUCAUUGAACGACAUCAAUGUGCUCCACCGGUCACAUCUCCUCGACAACCUUGCUGACGGUGUAGCACCCAAGGUACACUACUCCAUUAAUGGACACCAUUACACAAUGGGGUACUAUCUUGCAGACGGGAUCUAUCCGGAGUGGGCGACGUUUGUGAAGCCCAUACAAGCUCCAGUUGGCAAGAAGCGGCAACACUUCGUGGUGCAGCAAGCGGCUGCACGAAAGGAUGUUGAACGGGCAUUUGGAGUCUUGCAGUCUCGAUUUCCCAUAGUCCGUGGAGCUGCGAGGUUGUGGGAUCAGGAGACCCUGAAUGACAUAAUGACGUUCUGCAUUAUCAUGCACAACAUGAUAGUCGAAGAUGAGAGACUGGAAGGGGAAGUCGAAUACGUGUACGAGGGUUCGGGUGAGGACGUGGUGCCGUCCCACGAACCAACCCCCCCCCCCCCCCACUUGAAGCAUUUAUGGAAAGGUACGGGCGAAUUAGAAGCCGACCGGCGCAUCAUCAACUCUGGGAUGACAUAG